CAACUGACUACCCACAUGAAAGUUCUCGAUCAUAGGUAAAAUAGAAAAACGCUUUUAGGGAACUGACGAUAACCAAAAAUCGAAGAAUGCAGAACGGGUUUUUAUACCUGCAUCUUCGAGCCCUUUUCCCCCAGCAGCACACGCUACCCAUUCUAGAAUGACCGCUAUAAGAUGCACACCCGUUCCCCUCGUGACCUCAGUCCGAUUUCGAAAGCAAGAAAGGGCGGAUUGCCGUGAACCCUUCCCGUUAUCAUGGCUAGAUCGGUUGUUGGUGUUUUGUUGAUCGUUUUCGGAUUGCUUUCCGGAGCGUGUCGAGCAGACUUCGGUAUUGCCGUUACUAUUCCAAAUCUUCGAGAAAGAGUUGCGGAUGCAAUUGGAACAAGAUUGACGCGAUUGCUGGCUGCUAAUUCCACCAUUACCGUGGAUAUUGAUUCGGAUGUGACUGGGAACCUGGAUGCGGUGGUGGCCAUUACGAAUAGCAUCAACGCAAGUUUGUCGCAAAUCUACGACGUCACUCGGGAGGCAGUUUCCGACAACAAUACCAAUUCAAUUGUGCUGUUUUCUGGACUGUUUGGCAAUAUCACUGCGGCUACUUUGGAUCUUGUGAGCGCUGCAACUGUGGCACGUGCUUUUCAAACGACAGUUAAUUCUGCGACCUACAACGCCAUUCUCGGAAACGUAACCCUUCUUCAAGAACAAGCAUGUGGACUGAUUCUUGUAUUCUCUAAAUUUGCCAUAGCAGUGGACAACGUUCAGCUUUCAAAAGUGCCAAUCACAAGUGAUAACGUAUCGAAAAUUGUAAAACCAUGCAUCGUAGAUCAUCUUGUGGUUUCGUUGAGAAGUAUAACAGCAGCCAUAGAUAACCUCGCAGAUAUGUUCACAUACAUUAUCAGAGAGAAAUCAGCGAUCGUUAAUCAGGUUAGGAGCCUCGAUUCGUCAUCAAACGUCGCGUUCCAAGCUCUAUCACGACAGGCCUCCCUGUACAGCUCAAGUAUAUCCGACGUUUUGAAAGAAACCAUAGCUAACGUAAACUCAUGGGCAUCAAGUAUUGCUUCGGCAGUUGCACCAAUCAACGACCUGUUUGCCACCAGUUUCUCGUUCGCUCCAGACACGGACACUUGGCGGAAUAUCACCAGUAUUUUUCUCGAUUUGCAAACAACCGUGUUGCAGAACUUGGUCAAUCAAACGAGCGUAUCCGCAGGAGCUCUGUACAACGUUUCCCGGGACAUUGUCUAUGCAACCUUCACCAACGGUAGCGAGUUUGUGGGAUCAUGCUCGUGGAAGUAUUCCUCCCAGCUGAUUCAAGCACCGGUACAGGUGAAUCGUCUGUCAGAUUGUCUAACAGCGGAAACUGGUAACGUACUCAACUUAAGCCCUAUGUUAACUCCUUUGCUGGAACAACAGCAAAAGGAUCUGACGUCGAUUACUUCGCAGCAGCUAUCGACCUGUACAAGCUCAAGUGGAGCUUGUACUGCUGUGUAUGUGGAAGCAUUUGAUAAGCUGAAUUCCCAGACACCUAUGCUGCUGGACGGAGCUCAACGUAUCCUCCGGAAGGAAGCCGACAUCAUGCUGGCCCGAUUCCGAACGUGCACCGAAGCGACCACUGCCGAUAUCUUGGAUAACGUACAAAUCAUAUUCACUGGGUUCGAGAACUGUUUGGGAGUAGGACAGUAGAUGUGUAUUAUACCUUGAGAUUUUGUGAAUUAAAACCGAAAAUAUACCUGCAA
This is a messenger RNA of Aedes aegypti (yellow fever mosquito), 1727 nucleotides long. RefSeq lists its product as uncharacterized. The coding region runs from base 253 to 1674 and encodes 473 amino acids. Lineage: Eukaryota; Metazoa; Arthropoda; Insecta; Diptera; Culicidae. The record is from RefSeq and is a predicted model, not a curated record. The transcript is spliced from 2 exons.